AUGAAAGCGGAAAGGCAAACAGGAUUAAGAAAUAGUUUUACAACCGUAAUCGGUCGCAAACUAAUAAACACUUUUGUUCCGUCCAUGAUGUUAACUAGCGUAGCUGGUAACGAUAUUUUUUUCCGAGGUUUAUUCAAAUCGCCGGUAUUAGCAUUUCAAAGUUAUCGUUAUGUUUCGAUUUUGGGACAAUUGAAACCGUCAGAUGGUUCUACAAAGUCUUUCAAAAGACUUGGGCGUGGUCCUUCCAGCGGUUUAGGUAAGACAUCAGGGCGUGGUCAAAAGGGUCAAAAGGCGCGUGGUAAAGUAAAAUCGUGGUUUGAAGGUGGUCAAACUCCAAUUUACAAGCUAUUUCCUAAAAUUGGAUUUACCAACGUUGGCGCCAAACCAUUAAAGGAAUUAAACUUGAAACGCAUUCAAUGGUUUCAUGAUAAAAAUAGGCUUCAUUUGCAACCAGGCGAGGUUUUAGACAUGAAUAAGAUGAGAAAGCUUGGUCUGGUAACUGGUCCCAUAAAGUACGGAGUUAAAAUUCUAGCCAGCGGAAAGUUCCACUACAAUCUACCGAUUGCUUUGGAGGCUUCUAGAGCAUCCGCUAAGGCUAUUGCGGCUAUUGAAAAAGCAGGAGGUAAGUUUACAGCUCGUUACUACACACCGUUGGGUCUAAGGGCACAUCUCAACCCCCAGUGGUUUCUUGAGAAGAGGGGAAGAGUACCACUACAGGCUAGACCCACGAAAAGAAGGGAUAUUGAUUUCUAUAGUAAAGAAGAGAAAAGAGGUUACCUAGUAAUGGAAAAAGAUAAACUCUUACAAGAUAUCAAAGAAGCUCAAAAUAAGGGUUCUAGACACUUUUUAAAACAGAAUGUAAAAAAGAGCUCAUUAGAAAUAGAGCUAGAAGAACUGUCUCCAGAGAAGGAUUGGGUGCCAGUUGUGUCUAAUUCUAAAGUCAUGAACAUCAAGGCUUUGGACCACUAA
Saccharomyces cerevisiae S288C is the source of this 969-nucleotide messenger RNA. RefSeq names its product mitochondrial 54S ribosomal protein uL15m MRPL10 (gene MRPL10). Bases 1 to 969 code for a protein of 322 amino acids. Gene Ontology annotation, molecular function: structural constituent of ribosome. Gene Ontology annotation, cellular component: mitochondrion; large ribosomal subunit. Lineage: Eukaryota; Fungi; Ascomycota; Saccharomycetes; Saccharomycetales; Saccharomycetaceae. The record is from RefSeq and is marked reviewed. The transcript has a single exon. Gene Ontology annotation, biological process: translation.